UCUCCUGGCACCCUGUAUUCAUGGCCUUGGCGUUCUGCCUCUGCAUGGCUGAGGCCAUCCUACUGUUCUCGCCUGAACACUCCCCGUUCUUCUUCUGCUCCCGAAAGGCUCGGAUCUGGCUCCACUGGGCAGGCCAGACCUUAGCCAUCCUCUGUGCAGCCCUGGGCCUAGGCUUCAUCAUCUCCAGCAGGACUCGCAGUGAGCUGCCCCACCUGGCGUCCUGGCACAGCUGGGUAGGGGCCCUGACGCUGCUGGCCACUGGCGGCCAGGCACUGUGUGGACUCUGCCUCCUCUGUCCCCGGGCAACCAGGGUCUCGAGGGUGGCUCGCCUCAAGCUCUACCAUCUGACAUGUGGACUGGUGGUCUACCUGAUGGCUACAGUAACGGUGCUCCUGGGCAUGUACUCUGUGUGGUUCCAGGCCCAGAUCAAAGGUGCAGCCUGGUACUUGUGCCUGGCACUGCCCCUCUAUCCAGCCCUGGUUAUCAUGCACCAGAUCUCCAGCUCCUACUUGCCAAAGAAGAAAAUGGAGAUGUGAGUUCCUCUGAGCUCUGAAUCUAGGCGGGACACUUGUCUUGGACUCCAGUGCUUCCUUUGGUGACCUACAAGGGACCCACUUCAGAAGUGGUCAGGCUUUUGCACUUCUUGGCUGGGCCAGGAGCUGCAGAAGCCUAGGUUGCUACUGUUGCCGGAUAACUCAGUGGGCCCCAGCAGGAAACAUACUGGCGUGAGUGGAAGGUGAUGGAGAGCUUGAUCUUGAAGCCUUCUCUCCGGAUGGGAGAGAGAGUGCUGGGUGCUGGUGGUGGUCACAGUGGUGGUGGUCAUUGCUUAAUCCUGUGCCUGAUGAAGAGUUGGGUUUCUGGAAGUUAUGAAUGGCAGCGUGGAUAUCUGGGCCACAUUUGAGAAAGCAGUGUGAGGUAGUGGAGCGAGCUGGUGGGUCUUGUUUAUGGGGUAUCGUCCUCUUAGUCUCUACCGUGUGACCUUAGGUAAGUUUCAUGUCUCAAGGCCUCAGUCUCCUGAUCAGUGAAAUGUUUCUAAACAGUCUGCAGGUUC
This is a messenger RNA of Carlito syrichta (Philippine tarsier), 1051 nucleotides long. Its product is annotated as cytochrome b561 domain-containing protein 1. The record is from RefSeq and is a predicted model, not a curated record. Lineage: Eukaryota; Metazoa; Chordata; Mammalia; Primates; Tarsiidae. Gene Ontology annotation, molecular function: transmembrane monodehydroascorbate reductase activity. The coding region runs from base 21 to 536 and encodes 171 amino acids. The transcript has 2 exons.